Morone saxatilis (striped sea-bass) is the source of this 2667-nucleotide messenger RNA. It is a transcript of the gene chd1, whose product is annotated as chromodomain helicase DNA binding protein 1. Gene Ontology annotation, molecular function: DNA binding; histone binding; ATP-dependent chromatin remodeler activity. Gene Ontology annotation, cellular component: nucleus; chromatin. The record is from RefSeq and is a predicted model, not a curated record. Lineage: Eukaryota; Metazoa; Chordata; Actinopteri; Moronidae. Gene Ontology annotation, biological process: regulation of transcription by RNA polymerase II; nucleosome organization.
AUGACGCCUAAUUCUGAUGAUGAAUCCGGUUCUGGAUCUGGCUCGGCAUCAGGGUCCGGCUCAGGCUCCAGUUCCAGCUCCUCCAGCAGCAGCAGCCAAUCAGGGAGCAGUGACUCAGGUAGUGGCUCAGACUCUGGCAGCCAGUCAGAUUCUGACACGGAGAAAUCUAAGGAGAAGAUGGAACCGCCAAAUAAGUCAAACAUCGAUGGAGCUGAGUUCUGGAAGUCCAACCCAAGUAUCCUAGCAGUGCAAAGAUCUGCUAUGCUCAGGAAACAACAGCUUCAGCAGCAGCAACAGCAGCAGCAACAGAGACAAAGCUCCUCGAAUAGUGGAUCUGAUGAGGACUCAUCAAGUAGCGAUGAAUCUGACUCAUCAAGUGGAUCUAAAAGGAGAAGAAAUUCAGGCUCCUCUUCUGGAUCGGGUUCUGGGUCUGGAUCGGGUUCUGGAUCAGAUUCAUCCGCAGAGGGCAACAGUGACGAAACGGCAUCAGACUAUGAGCCCAGUCACAAAAUCAAAAGCAGAAAGCCCCCAACCAAGAUGAGUUUUCGAAAUGGUAAGAAAAGCAGCAGCCAGAAGAAGAAAGCCAAAAAGGGUUCUUCUUCUGAGGACGAGGACGACGGCUACAAGAAGGUGGCGUCUGCGGGUCCACGGCGGCAAGCCACAGUGAACAUCAGCUACAAGGAGGAUGAGGAGCUGAAAACAGACUCAGAUGACCUGGUGGAAGUACUUGGUGAAGAUGUCCCCCAGCCUGAGGAGGAUGAGUUUGAAACACUGGAGAGAGUGAUGGACAGCAGGAUAGGAAGGAAGAGAGCAACAGGAAGUGUAACCACUGUAUACGCUGUAGAAGCAGACGGGGACCCCAAUGCCAACUUCAAUCCCAACAAAGAGGUCGGUGAGAUCCAGUAUUUGAUUAAGUGGAAGAACUGGGCCCACAUCCACAACACUUGGGAGACAGAGGAGACACUCAAGUUACAGAAUGUCAAGGGCAUGAAGAAACUGGACAAUUUCAAGAAGAAAGACCAGGAGAAAAAGAAAUGGUUAAAGGCGGCUUCACCAGAGGAUAUAGAGUAUUUCAAUUGUCAGGAAGAAUUGAUGGAUGACCUGCACUCUCAGUACCAGCUUGUAGAGCGAAUCAUAGGACAUUCAAACCAGAAGUCAGCGGCUGGUUACCCGGACUACCUGUGCAAGUGGCAGGGUUUACCAUACUCGGAGUGCAGCUGGGAAGACGGUGCCCUGAUUGCCAGAAAGUUCCAGAAAUGCAUCGAUGACUAUAUGAGCCGAAACCAGUCCAAGACCAUUCCAUCCAGAGACUGCAAGGUGCUAAAACAGAGACCCAGGUUUGUGCCCAUGAAGAAGCAGCCAGCUUACAUAGGAGGUGAUGGACUGGAGCUCCGAGACUACCAGUUGGACAGUUUGAACUGGAUGGCCCACUCCUGGUGCAAAGGUAACAGUUGCAUUCUUGCUGAUGAGAUGGGUUUAGGGAAGACCAUCCAGACCAUCUCCUUCCUCAACUACCUGUUUAAUGAGCACCAACUGUACGGGCCCUUCUUGCUGGUUGUGCCUCUCUCUACACUUACCUCUUGGCAGAGAGAAAAUCUGCUCUGGGCCCCACAGAUGAAUGUUGUGGUCUACCUAGGAGACAUUGGCAGCAGAAACAUGAUUAGGACACACGAGUGGAUGCACGUGCAUAGCAAAAGAAUGAAAUUUAACAUCCUCCUCACAACAUAUGAGAUUCUUCUCAAAGACAAGUCAUUUUUGGGCAGUGUUAGCUGGGCCUUCAUUGGUGUGGAUGAGGCACACCGACUGAAGAAUGAUGACUCCCUCCUCUACAAGACCAUGAUCGACUUCAAGUCAAAUCACAGGCUCCUUAUCACAGGAACGCCACUGCAGAACUCCCUCAAAGAGCUCUGGUCCCUGCUGCACUUCAUCAUGCCCGAGAAGUUUCACUCUUGGGAGCUGUUUGAGGAGGAACAUGGUAAAGGCAGGGACUCGGGUUACACCAGUCUGCACAAAGAGCUAGAACCUUUUCUACUGCGCCGAGUCAAGAAGGAUGUGGAGAAAUCUCUACCUGCCAAAGUGGAGCAGAUCCUUCGAGUGGAGAUGAGUGCUAUCCAGAAACAGUAUUACAAAUGGAUCUUGACCAGGAACUACAAGGCUCUAAGUAAAGGUACCAAAGGCAGCACGUCAGGCUUCCUGAACAUUAUGAUGGAGCUGAAGAAGUGUUGUAACCACUGUUACCUUAUCAAGCCACCAGAGGACAACGAGUUCCUUAACAGAGCUGAAGCCUUACAGCAACUGAUCCGCAGCAGUGGGAAGCUGGUUCUGUUAGACAAACUGCUGCUGCGUUUGAAAGAGCGAGGCCACAGAGUCCUCAUCUUCUCCCAGAUGGUACGGAUGCUUGACAUCCUGGCUGACUACCUGAGGAGCCGACAGUUCCUCUUUCAGAGAUUAGAUGGCUCCAUCAAAGGGGAGAUGAGGAAGCAGGCGCUGGAUCAUUUUAAUGCUGAAGGUUCAGAGGAUUUCUGCUUCUUGUUAUCAACCCGAGCAGGAGGUCUGGGUAUCAAUCUGGCAUCAGCUGACACAGUCGUCAUCUUUGACUCAGACUGGAACCCUCAGAAUGAUCUGCAGGCUCAGGCCAGAGCCCACAGGAUCGGACAGAAAAGACAG